AUUUGUAUUAGUUUAUUAAAAAUAUGAGUUAGUUGAGAUUUGAUGGUAAAGUGGUUGUUAUCACUGGAGCUGGUAAUGGCUUGGGAAAGGAGUAUGCAUUAUUUUUUGGAAAAAGAGGAGCAAAAGUAGUUGUAAAUGAUUUAGGAGGAUCAAUGAAAGGAACAGGUGCUUCAUCUUCUGCUGCUGAUAAAGUAGUUGAAGAAAUAAAAGCUGCUGGAGGAAUGGCUGUUGCAAACUAUGAUAGUGUUGAAUAUGGUGAAAGAGUGAUAGACACAGCAAUUAAGACUUUUGGAAAAAUUGAUAUUUUGAUAAACAAUGCUGGAAUUUUGAGAGAUGUAUCAUUUGAAAAAAUGAAAGAUGAAGAUUGGGAUCUUAUAUAUAGAGUAUUAUAUGAUAAAAGACAUUUAGGUUCAUUUAAAGGGAACAUAUUCUUGUUCUAAAGCUGCUUGGCCAUAUAUGAGAGAAUAAAAAUAUGGAAGAAUAAUAAAUACAUCUUCAGCAUCAGGAGUUUAUGGUGUUUUCGGAUAAACAAAUUAUUGUGCUGCAAAAAUGGGUAUUCAUGGAUUAACAUUGGCUUUGGCAAGAGAAGGAUUAAAAAGAAAUAUUUUAGUUAAUUCAAUAUGUCCUGUAGCUGCAAGCAGAUUGACUGAAACUGUUAUGAGCAAAGAAUUAUUAUCUAAUUUAAAGCCAGAAUAUAUUGUACCACUUGUUGCUGUUUUGAGUCAUGAAGAAUCUAAAGAAACAGGAGCUAUUUAUGAAUUAGGUGCUGGAUAUAUUUCAAAAUUAAGAUGGUAAAGAAAUCAAGGAUUUUUCUUUGACACUCCCUUUACACCUGAAGAUGUUAGAGAUAAAUGGGAAUAAGUAGCAGGUUUUGGUGAUACUGUUUAUUAUCCUUAAACUUCUUCUGAAAUUUUUGAAAUCUUCUUUAACAAAGAGGAUUUCAUUAAAUAAUAAAAUGAAGGAAAAAAAACAGCAGUUAACACAUAAUAAAGUACUUAGGCUCCAAGUGUUAAUCUUAAAGCUGAAAAGAUUUUUGGUUUAAUGAAAGCGUUUUUAGAUAGAGGGGAAGGAAAAGAUUUAAUUCCUAAAGUGUAAGGAGUUUUCAAUUUCGAAAUUAUUACCUAAAAAGGUGGCCCAGUGAUAAAAUCAUGGGUGAUUGAUUUAAAGAAUGGUUAAGGAACAAUAAAGGAAGGAAAAGAAAAUGCUGAUGCUACUUUCUUAAUGAUUGAUGAUGAUUUUGAAAAAGUUUGUUUAGGAAAAUUGUAAGCAAAUGAAGCCUUUUUAAAAGGAUAAAUGAAAAUCAAGGGAAAUAUGAAGAAAGCGUAAAUAUUAAAUUAUAUUUUAGUACUCUAUUCACACCAAGUCUUUUCCCAGCACCAACUCCAGAGAACUUUGCUAAGUAUUCCUAACCAAAAUUAUGAGAUAUAUAUAAAUUAGUAUUUU
Molecule: messenger RNA, 1443 nt
Organism: Paramecium sonneborni
Lineage: Eukaryota; Ciliophora; Oligohymenophorea; Peniculida; Parameciidae
Source: the annotation of a GenBank genome assembly